Aphanomyces astaci is the source of this 318-nucleotide messenger RNA. RefSeq lists its product as hypothetical. The transcript has a single exon. The coding region runs from base 1 to 318 and encodes 105 amino acids. The record is from RefSeq and is a predicted model, not a curated record. NCBI's taxonomy places the organism in Eukaryota, Oomycota, Saprolegniomycetes, Saprolegniales, Verrucalvaceae.
AUGACUACUCCUUCCCAACAGCAACAACAUGAUCAACCAGGCCUCCGAAGCAGUUCACGUCCGACGAUGGGUGACCAUAGCUCGCCCGUCGUCGUGACACUGCAGUUGCCAUCGACCACCGGUCAAAUCGUCGCUGUAGCCAUCACGGUGACAAUUAUCGUCACUGUCGCAGUCGCAGCGGGCAUUGGACUUGCCUGCUUCUACUUGCCGAACUCCCACCGACGCACCCAACGCAUGUCUAUGCUGGACGAAGACGACUGCGAUGUGUAUGUGAUGGAAGACGGCUGGCGAUGCUCUGAAUCCAGCAAUUGCAAGUAG